UGUGUGUGUGUGUGUGUGUGUGCGGCAGCGGGGGGUGGUGUGCGGCGCGUGCCAGCACCAGCAGGAGUGCCGGUGCUGCUGCCUGACAGUUGAUAGGCAGCAGGGCAGGGAGCUGCACGCGCGCUAGCUAGUGUCCCGCUAACUCGCCCGUGUGUUGUGAAGUUCUAUUUACCUGGUGGUAGUGACCUCUGGUACCUUCCAGGGCUGUCCCACCUGGUGCUGAGCACAGCAUGCCCCCGCUCUUCUGAGCAUUGUGCCAUCCUGGCCAACCACGGCCUCAGUUUCCAGCCCCUCUGGAAGUGUUGUGUGCGUGUGCGUGUGUACGUGUUGGUGGUACGUGCAGCCGUGUCACCUGUCAUGGUGACCUCUGGGCUGGGCUGACACGCCCUCACCCCUGUCAUGGUGCUCACACUCCUCCCCCAGCUGCUCCUCACACCUCACACCUGUGAGUGCUGACCCACCCUACCCGCUGCUCGCAGCUGCUGCUGUUGUGUGGGCGGCCCGCGGGCGGCGCCACCCAGGUAUGGAUGUGAAACACCACUAGUGGUGGCUUGUGGGAGCGGGCGUGUAUUGGCGGCACUGGAUCCGCCCAUGUCCCUAACAGCCCAGGAGGUGGUGGAGCGUGCGGGCGUGGAGUUGUCGAAGUGUAUCACAGGUCUUGGCCUUCGCUCCCGCAGCAGGGAGAGGGAGGUGCGGGAGAGUCCUGGCGGCAGCGGCGGUGACGCUGGCAGGAUGGGCUCGGUGAGGAGAGGAGGAGUUAUGGAGAAGGUGGCCAACGUACUCUGUGGCAACAGCGUCGCCUCCAGUGGACUGGUUAAUGGUAAGGCCAAGAUGGACAAGCCCAUACCCCCGGAGAAGCCCAGUCGUUUCCUGCUGGGGAAGGUUAGAAACGGCGGGAUGCCCCCGCCAGGGACCCCCUCGGGCCCUUACAACGGUCACCACGGGUCUCCGCGGCCUCUCAGGGCCUCCAGGUCCCCUGCACACCUCCUCAGAGGCCACCGCUUCCUCUCCUGGGACGAACUCAUCCGUGAUGAAACCUUCCUCGCUAGAUUUUUCAUGUACUUUUCCCCAAUCGAAAGGAUUGUGCUGGCGCAGGUGUGCCUGAGGUGGCGCACUGUGCUGUACCAGCCCAGGUUCUGGCACGGCAUCAGACCCGUCCUUAACUGCAGGGAGAUGCGUCACAGUAACGUGGAGCUCACUACAGACAUGCGUCGUCGCUUCUACGUGUCAGUGCAGAAACGCGGCUUCGACUCUCUAGUGCUCAUGUGUGCAAACGACGAGGACUUGAUGGACCUGGUGGCCAAUUACGCUGUGAACCACACCAAAGCCCUGCGCUCCGUGGCCCUGCGCUGCUCUAACAUCUCUGACAAGGGUCUCGAAACUCUCUUAGAUCACCUCAACGGUGUGUAUCAACUGGAACUGCAGGGCUGCAACGACGUGACGGAGGCGGGGCUGUGGGCAUGUCUCAACCCCCGCAUCGUCUCCCUCUCUGUGGCCGACUGCAUCAACGUGGCUGACGAGGCGGUGGGUGCCAUAGCUCAGCUCCUGCCCUCACUCUACGAACUCAACCUGCAGGCCUACCACGUCACGGACGCCGCUCUAGCAUUCUUCAGUCCCCGACAGACCUCGACGCUCUCAAUACUGCGGCUACACUCCUGCUGGGAACUCACCAACCAUGCCGUCAUCAAUAUAGGUGUGUAUAACUCUAGCUCUCUCAUACACUCUGCUUACACGCCGUUUGUGGAAUUAACAUUUUCUUAA
Molecule: messenger RNA, 1761 nt
Organism: Cherax quadricarinatus
Lineage: Eukaryota; Metazoa; Arthropoda; Malacostraca; Decapoda; Parastacidae
Source: RefSeq, a predicted model, not a curated record